Molecule: messenger RNA, 477 nt
Organism: Alternaria arbusti
Lineage: Eukaryota; Fungi; Ascomycota; Dothideomycetes; Pleosporales; Pleosporaceae
Exons: 2
Coding region: 1-477 (158 amino acids)
Source: RefSeq, a predicted model, not a curated record
AUGUCUGGCAACGCUUCCUCAACCAACGAGCUCGUGUACCGUCCAGCUGGUGACCGUCCGACCGGUUACCAGGUCAACGACUUCGAGGCCUAUGCUGAUGGCAGCAUGAUCACCCAUUGGCGCACAUAUAAGGGUAGAAGCCCAAACUUCGUCCACGACAGGGACGUCGCUACUGUGGUAAAAAUCAGCAACGCUAUCGAUCUGGUCGAGAAUAACAUCAACGCGAUAGACCAGAUUGUCUGGGGCGUAACGCACCGUGACGACUGCCAUCCCGGUGUCGAGUCCAUCGUUAACAACGCAGCCUUGGUCGACCUCCUACUAGUCCGCCACUACAAGAAGUGGGGCGGUCUCGUUCUGCCACCCCUUCAAGCAGCCCGAGGGCUACAAGAUGCCCAUGAGGUGGUCGCCGAACAAGAGAAGCAGCGAGGAAUGACUUGGGCAUCUGGUCGUUCGCUGAUGAAAUAUCCCAACUGGUAA